AUGAAACUUCUUUUAAUUGCUCUGAUACUUAUUCCACUAACUUCUUUGGCUUCCACAUGCACGACGACGGAUCAAAUUCGAUUUCUUCAAUGCAAAGGGAGCAUUGUGAAAAUUCAGGAUACGCUGAAGAAGUAUGCACCAUAUACGGCCACUCCAGUUCCACAGUCUGUAUUCAAGAUGAUCUCAAAACUGUGUGAUCAAGCAUUGACAUGUGUUGAACAAAUCGAGUGUGCCGAAGCUAAACGAGGCGUGUCCAUGAUGGACUUCGCAUGUGAAGGAAUCCAAAUGAGCUCUGGACCAUUCGGUGAUUGUAUGGCAAAGCUGCAGACUAGCCCACCAGACGCCUACAAGUACUCGUGUGCUCCAAUUUUUGCUAAAGACGCUCUCGACACAAUUUCAAAAGGAUGUCAAAUGUUCACAAAUGACGUGGAGUGUGUGAAGAGUGUGGCCCUAGAGUACUGUGGAGUAGAAGCGGUUGUAGCGUUCAACAAGGGAACUCCGUAUAUGAAGAACUUGUUGAAGUGUUGA
Molecule: messenger RNA, 528 nt
Organism: Caenorhabditis briggsae
Lineage: Eukaryota; Metazoa; Nematoda; Chromadorea; Rhabditida; Rhabditidae
Exons: 3
Coding region: 1-528 (175 amino acids)
Source: RefSeq, a predicted model, not a curated record